Messenger RNA from Pungitius pungitius (ninespine stickleback), 2940 nucleotides. RefSeq names its product Fas apoptotic inhibitory molecule a (gene faima). The coding region runs from base 173 to 715 and encodes 180 amino acids. Lineage: Eukaryota; Metazoa; Chordata; Actinopteri; Perciformes; Gasterosteidae. Gene Ontology annotation, biological process: negative regulation of extrinsic apoptotic signaling pathway via death domain receptors; positive regulation of neurogenesis; canonical NF-kappaB signal transduction. The record is from RefSeq and is a predicted model, not a curated record. The transcript has 5 exons.
UCACCGGAUGUGGUAAGCAAACAGCGACAACUUCUCACUUUGUUUUAAGCCGUUUCUAUAGCGACAAAACGGGAAUGGUAAGGUUGCUCUAAUCGCUGUACCGAAGGAAGGAGACGUUGUGGGUUCAGAUGCAUUUAAUCCUGCAGAGAAAGAAGCCUCUGCAGACGGCAGCAUGUCGAAUGAUCUCGCCGGUGUGUGGGAGGUGGCGCUGAGUGAUGGAGUCCACAGGAUUGAGUUCGAGCACGGCACGACCACCGGAAAGCGGGUCAUCUACGUCGAUGGCAAGGAGAUAGUGAGACGGGACUGGAUGUUCAAACUUGUGGGGAAGGAGACAUUCAAUGUGGGCAAAUCGGAGACCAAAGCCACCAUCAACAUCGACGCGAUCAGUGGUUUUGCGUACGAGUACACCUUGGAGAUCGACGGGAAGAGCUUGAAGAAGUACAUGGAGAACAGAUCCAAGGUCACCAGCACCUGGGUUCUCAACUUGGACGGCAUAGACUCCAGGGUGGUCCUGGAGAAAGACACAAUGGAUAUUUGGUGUAACGGACAAAACAUCGAGACUGCGGGGGAGUUUGUGGACGAUGGAACUGAAACGCAUUUCACCCUGGGAGAGCACAACUGCUGCGUGAAGGCCGUAAGCAGCGGGAAGAGGCGAGACGGCAUCAUUCACACGCUGCUCGUUGACGGAACGGAGAUAGCCGAGUGCACGGAAUAACCGUGUGCAUGUGCGUUCACGUCUGUGUGAGAUCUGGUCGGCGCGUGGAGAGUAGGGUAGUAGGGUAGUGGGGUAGAGGAGAGUAGGGUAGUGGGAUAGGGUAGAGGAUAGUAGGGUAGUGGGAUAGGGUAGAGGAUAGUAGGGUAGUGGGAUAGGGUAGAGGAUAGUAGGGUAGUGGGAUAGGGUAGAGGAUAGUAGGGUAGUGGGAUAGGAGAGUUGGGUAGUGGGGUAGGGUAGAGGAGAGUAGGGUAGUGGGAUAGGGUAGAGGAGAGUAGGGUAGUAGGAUAUAGUAGAGGAGAGUAGGGUAGAGGAGAGUAGGGUAGUAGGAUAUAGUAGAGGAGAGUAGGGUAGUGGGAUGAGGUAGAGGAGAGUAGGGUAGUAGGAUAUAGUAGAGUAGGGUAGGGUAGUGGGGUAGGGUAGAUUAGGGUCCUUUUAAGGCUGUUGGGAGUCGAGGGGAUCCAACUGCACAGAAAUGUGAGCUGGUAUGUUUCCAUGGCAAUGGUUCUGGGGAUUCUGUAGGUGAAGUUAAAGGCCGGAUUUUGUCUCCCCAAAAGCAGGGAUUUAGCGUUUUUAAAAAUGUUUCUUAAACUCUGAAAACCUUUUUUUCAGGGGGGAGUUGCAAACUGUGAUUUGUUUUUUUUCUAAAUGUAUUAUAAUAGUUUCAUUAAUAUUAUCAGCAUCAGAGGCCAGAUGUGCCAUACGUUUCUAUCUCAAGGUGAGCAGGUGGAAGCCACACUGCUACAGAUAACAGUAAACACUCUCAGUGCUCAGCUGGCUCGCUUUGUAUAUUUUCCAAUAUUACGCAGUAGGAAGAAUGAAUACCAGGAAACAAAAUGACUGCUUGAAUGUAGCUCACGAUUGAUCUUUCUGUAGUCCUAGUUUGAUGUUAUAGAUGUUCUUUGUGUGACUGGUCCAGCUGGUUUAUAACGCAGUAUUACGUAAUCAGCUUUUAGCAGCAUACUAGGUGUUAUCGCCAGUAAUGAAUAAUCAGAGGUGUACAAAUACUUUGUUACCUUACUUAAGUAGAAACUUUGGGUAUACUUUACUGGAGUAUUUCAUUUUCAGAUGACUUUUUACUUCUACUCCUUACAUUUUCACGCAAAUAUCUGUACUUUCUUACAUUACAUUACAUUACAUUUAAAAAAUAGCCUCGUUACUCCCAUUUCAUUUUGGCUUGUUUUCCAGCUUGUCAUCGUCCAAAAACACACAUUAAAAAAACCUAUUCAGAUAAAUCGCGCCAUCCGGAUUGAGUGAAUUGUAUUGUGGUUGGAUGAGAAGUAUGAACAUUUACCAUCCAGACACCCUGUUGGUUUAUCAGCGAUCAAUGGGAAUCUUUCCGUGUGCGUACGUCCUCUGACUCGUGUCAUUUAGCCGUCACUAGAAAAUGGGUUCUGGUUUUCUUUGUUUAAGUCAUACAGCAUGCGGGUCGAUACAUUUGUCCCUCUGUUGUUGUAGCGUCACCGCUCUGAAUGUCGCCAUGUUUCCAUCAUCCGAGCGGCAGGUCACGUGAUCUGACGGCACCUUCCGGUCAUAUUGUAACGGACUGACAUGUUCUAUGAGCCAGGUUACACAUUAAGAGUUUGUCCUUAAUGGACAUUUAUUCCCCUUUACAAUACUUUUACUUUUUUACUUUAAGUAGCUUUGAUACCAGUACUUUUAUACUUUUACUUAAGUAAAAAGCUUGAGUUGAUACUUCUACAAAAGUAGUUUUGAAUCCUAGUAUCUAUACUUCUACUUGAGUAAUGAAUGGGAAUACUUUUGACACCUCUGUGAAUUAUACCCACAGUUGAAAUAAUCAUGAUUGCGAUCAAGAGAUGUGUGGGAUGCUAUUGUGCUGUCUAUUUAAUUUUUUUAUGUCACGGUCAGAUCAUGUGGUUCCUCAGAUGUUGAGCAUUUUUCUAAAAUCAUUGAGACAGAUUAAGCAUUUAAUGUUUUCCUGUGUUUGAAAUGCUUGUUUACUUUCUGAAGAGACGUUUACAGUCAAAAGUCAUUGAAAAGCUACUAAACGGUAAAAGUUAAUUAUUUCCUAGCUGGUCAAAAUUUAACUUCAAUGGAAGUUUUGAAUAUGUCCUUAAGUAUAUGAGGGACUUUCCUUUAUGUCCCUCCUAUUUCAUGUAUAAGAGCUUUAUGCUAAUACAUUAUUAUUUUAUUUUGUUUGCCGUUAAAAUCCUACAUGUUUGUAUUAUGUAUUUCAUUUUAUUAAAUCCUCGUAGCUGACCUUGUCA